AUGGACAAGACAGACUUAUGGAAAAAGCUUGGGGAUUCAAAUGAGUUCCAAAGGAUCGCGCCCAUGUUUGCAUCUCCAACCUAUAACAAUGGCUUAGGACAAGAUCCCCAGGACCCAUUUAUAAGAUCUGUCUAUCAUCACUGGUUCAUGGCAGAAGCAGGACCUUUUCAAAAUACUGGGAGGUUUGAAAGGGCACAUUUCACUUCAGCAUGGAAGAGUGAGUGGGCUACCAAAUACUUGCCAAUAAUACUGCAGCACACCCGGAACCCAGUACAUGGGCGAGUCAGGCACCUCAACCGUGUACGCAGCAGAGCUUCAAGGGUCCUGAACUUGCGCUGCAAAUGGUAUACUGGACUCCCACAAGGCAAGUACCCCUCCCGGAAAAGUGCGCCAUCCGGGCGAUUCAGAACCCCAAAUACUCGUCAGAACCAGUACAACCUGGUCGAAGUCCUUAAAGCGCUCGUCGGACUUCGGGAGCUGGAGCUGGAGUGGAGACUGGAGUUCAGGUGGAUCCCUGCGCAUGGUAUGAAACGCGACUGGGAAAAAUUCUGGGAGAACACAAAAAACAUGGCAAAGAUCUCUUCAGGCUUGGAGUUCAACCAGGGAAAGCAAUUCUUGGCACACACAGAAGAACACACAGAGUGA
Messenger RNA from Histoplasma capsulatum G186AR, 645 nucleotides. RefSeq lists its product as uncharacterized. The transcript has 5 exons. The record is from RefSeq and is a predicted model, not a curated record. Bases 1 to 645 code for a protein of 214 amino acids. Lineage: Eukaryota; Fungi; Ascomycota; Eurotiomycetes; Onygenales; Ajellomycetaceae.